AUGGAUUCUUUAAAUGAUUCCUGUGUAAGUUCUAAGGAUAUAAAUGAUGGAAUUCUUUAAAGAGAAGAAAGUAGAUAUUAAAGAAAAGGUAUUAAUGAUUUCUAAGAUUAAGGUUAUGGUUUAAUUUUUGCUGUACUUUUUACACUCUUUGGAUUUACUGUGUUCCCCUAAUUAAUAUAAUUUCGAAUCUUAUCUUUGCUUUAAAACCUUCAGCGUAAUUCCUUCAUAAAUAUUAUGUAGCUCAAUAUAUAUAAAUGAUAAUGUUGAUUUCCACUCAUCUUUUAGGUUUCUCUUUAGGUAAUUUAGGGAUGUAUUUUAUUUAUGAAGCAAAAUCACCAUUUUUUGAAAGAUAUAGAACAAGAUAAGUAUUUUAUAUUUAAUAAAAUAAGAAUCCAUGGCCAUGGGAUGAGAAUCCAGAUGAAUGGUAAAAGAAACGUAAAGAAGUUUGGAAAUAUAGUUAUAUAAAUAUGACUUUGGGUGUGUUGAUGUGCAUCUUAGAUACUUAAAUAAGUCCUUUAUUAAGGAAUGACAUAGAUACAUUUCCAAGUUUAUUUGAAAUGACUUGGUAAAUUUUGUUUUCAAUGCUAAUUGAAGAUACAUGUUUUUAUUGGACUCAUAGAACCUUACAUUCUCCAAAGCUUUAUCCAAUAAUUCAUAAAAAGCAUCAUGAAUUUUACACUAGUGUAUCAUAUGCUGCUAUUUAUACACAUCCAAUUGAAUAUAUAUUUGGUAAUGUCAUACCAGUUUUUGUUGGAUUUAAGUUAUUGGGUAAUUAAAUGCAUAUUGCUACAUUACAAUUAUGGCUAUUUUUUAGAAUUGGAGAAACAAUAGAUGGUCAUAGUGGAUAUGAAUUCUCUUGGAGUCCAUAUAGAUUGUUACCUUUUUCUAGUAGUGCUGAAUCUCAUAAUUAUCAUCAUUCCCAUAAUGUUGGCAAUUAUGGUAGUUUCUUUAUUUUUUGGGAUACUAUAAUGGGGAGCAAUAAAUCAUACAAUUCAUUUAUAGCUGAAAAGUAUGGAAAAAUCAAUAAGAUAAAAGAUCAUAAUAAAAAAGAAUGA
Messenger RNA from Paramecium pentaurelia, 1055 nucleotides. NCBI's taxonomy places the organism in Eukaryota, Ciliophora, Oligohymenophorea, Peniculida, Parameciidae. The record is from the annotation of a GenBank genome assembly.